Molecule: messenger RNA, 1556 nt
Organism: Myripristis murdjan (pinecone soldierfish)
Lineage: Eukaryota; Metazoa; Chordata; Actinopteri; Holocentriformes; Holocentridae
Product: cytochrome P450 2J6-like
Exons: 9
Coding region: 1-1497 (498 amino acids)
Biological process (GO): xenobiotic metabolic process
Cellular component (GO): intracellular membrane-bounded organelle; cytoplasm
Molecular function (GO): iron ion binding; oxidoreductase activity, acting on paired donors, with incorporation or reduction of molecular oxygen, reduced flavin or flavoprotein as one donor, and incorporation of one atom of oxygen; heme binding
Source: RefSeq, a predicted model, not a curated record
AUGUGGCUCUAUAAUUUUUCAUUGGGACUUGACCUCGAGGUGAUACUGCCGGUUUCCAUUUUCUUCUUCCUGAUAGCCAUUUUUCUCAGGAGCAGGAAUCCUCCAAACUAUCCUCCAGGACCGCCGGGUCUGCCCUUUGUGGGGAACUUCUUCAAUUUGGACCAUAAACAUCCUCACAUUUCUUUUACCAAGCUAGCUGAGGCCUAUGGGAAUGUGUUCAGCAUCCGUUUUGGGAGUGAUGAGAUGGUGUUUGUGUGUGGGUACAAGAUGGUGAAGGAGGCCAUAGUGACACAGGCAGAGAACUUUGUGGAUCGGCCGUACAGUCCAUUGUUUGAGAGGGUAUAUAAUGGGACAUCAGCCGGUCUAUUCAUGAGCAGUGGUGAAAUAUGGAAGAAACAGCGGCGUUUUGCCCUGUCGACCUUACGUAGCUUUGGUCUGGGAAAAAGCUCUAUGGAAUGGUCUAUUUGUGAGGAGUGUCACCAUCUACUGGAAGAGAUGGAGAAAGAGAAAGGUGGAGCUUUCAAUCCAGCAAGACUCUUCAACAACGCUGUAUCCAACAUCAUUUGCCAGCUAGUGAUGGGGACACGGUUUGACUACAGCGACCAUAACUUCCAGAUCAUGCUUAAGUACCUGUCUGGAGCCAUGCAGCUGCAGGGCAGCAUAUGGGGUCUAUUGUAUGAGGCGUUUCCUGGAGUGAUGAAACACUUGCCUGGUCCUCACAACAAAAUGUUCAGUUAUUUUAAAUACUUGGAGAGAUUCAUCAGUCAGGAGGUACAGGGGCACAAGAAGGACCUGGACCCCAAUAAUCCACGAGACUACAUUGACACUUUCAUCCUGGAAAUGCAGAAUCACCAAGGAGAGUCUAAUCUGGGCUUCAAUGAGGCCAAUCUGGCUCUGUGCUCUCUAGAUCUGUUCCUGGCUGGAACGGAGACCACCUCCACCACUUUGUUGUGGGCCUUGACUUUCCUCAUCAAGAACCCUGAUGUUCAAGAAAAAGUCCAGGCAGAGAUCGACAGAGUGAUUGGACAGACCCGCCAGCCCACUAUGGCCGACAGACCCAACAUGCCCUACACUGACGCUGUCAUCCAUGAGAUCCAGAGGAUGGGAAACAUUGUCCCUCUCAACGGACUCAGGAUGGCUGCCAAAGACACAACACUGGGAGGUUACUUCAUACCCAAGGGUACUGCCUUGAUGCCCAUGCUGACCUCUGUGCUGUUUGACAAGAAUGAAUGGGAGACUCCAGACACCUUCAACCCUGGACACUUCCUAGAUGCUGAGGGCAAGUUUGUAAGGAGAGAGGCGUUCUUGCCUUUCUCUGCAGGGAAACGUGUGUGUCUUGGAGAAGGCCUAGCCAGGAUGGAGCUGUUCCUGUUUUUUGUCAGUUUAUUCCAGAAGUUCACUUUCUCCACACUGGAUGGAGUAGAGCUGGAUACUGAGGGAGUAAUUGGAGCUACACAUGUACCUCACCCCUUCAAGGUCUAUGCCAAGGCUCGCUGAACCAUGCAAAGUCUUAUUUAACCCUUUUCAUCCAAUCCUUCUAAUGUUCUGCAAGAGAA